CCUGCCUCGACGCCUCAUCUGUUCGCUCGGCUCGAACUCGAGCAGGGCCAGCGCUAGGGUUCCAGCGCCGCCGCCGGCCCCGCCUCGCCGCCGCCGGGACCCACUCCCGCCGCAGCCCAGCUUCCUCCACGGCCCGUCUGCCCCUCUGCCCUCUGCCGCAGCCGGGACAACGGGAAGCUGCCGCCGCGCCCCUCUGCACCGGCUGCCCACGGCGCCUCCGUCCCGAAGCUGCAGACCAUCCAGUCCUCCACUCCUCCACGGUUAAGAUGACUUGUGCAUAGAUCGAGCUUCAGUCUGAUGGAUUCUGACGACAAGAAGUUUGGCAAAGGACCUAGGGAGCUCACUGGUGCUGUUGAUUUAAUAAGUCAGUACAAAUUGGAGCCGCACCAUGAUUUCUUUUGCAAGAGGCCUUUGCCACUUGCAAUCUCAGAUACACAUUACCUUCACAAUGUAGUGGGGGACACUGAAAUUCGGAAAGGAGAAGGAAUGGAGCUAGAUCAACUCGUUCAGAAUGCAUACUUAAGGGAUAAGCCUCCUUCUAUUAAGCCCUUUGAUAUGGAAACACUGGGGCAAGCAUUUCAGCUUCGAGAAACUGCUCCAGUAGAUUUACCCUCUGCUGAAAAAGGUAUACCUACCAUUUCGGGCAAACCGAAAAGUGAGUCCAAGGACAAAGAGAAAAAACAUAAAAAGCACAAAGACAAAGAUAAGGACAGGGAGCAUAAGAAGCACAAACAUCGACAUAAGGAUCGGUCUAAAGACAAAGACAAGGACAAGGAUAGGAAAAAGGAUAAGCAUCAUGAGAAGAAGAGGAAGCAUGAGGGGACGGAGGAUUCGGCAGACGUGCAUAAGCACAAAAAAAGCAAGCAUAAGAGUUCCAAAACCGAUGAGAUGGGUAAUGGACUUAGUUAGCUACAGGUUUUCUUCUUACUUCUGUUGUCAAUCAAUGUCAUAUUCUGUUAGAAGGAGGCUCAAAAGAUUUCCGUCACCAGACCCGCUGCAGAUCAAUUGGUACAUGCUUCUUGAACUUUUAUUUGCUGUUGGGUAGAUGCAUAAAUUGAUUAUUUUGUAUUGCUUUUCUUAAUUCUUUGUCUUUCGGUGAAACAUGAAUUCAAAUGUUUCAGAUUUAAGCUGCAUAGUGAGCUUGUGUUUUUAAGUCAACCUAGAUUUUAUUUUAUUAUUUGGAGCCUAAAUGAUGAAUAUUUUAACCUUUGGUGAAUUAUUUAUUACUCAUUCAAGAGAAUAAGAUCUGCCUUUUGCCUGACUUUGUAAAUAUUAGUCUCAUUUGAUUUUAUCUGCAUCUUUUUUUUUGUGAACAAUUUUAUCUGCAUCUGUACAAUAUGUGAUGUUAGGGACGGUUGCCCUGACAUUACUUUAUGUCCACUCUCAGUUUUAGACCUGGGCCAAUUUCAUUUCUUCAGUCUCACUUGACUUGAGAAGUACAGUUAGAUUAUUUCCUUUGAUUGGCAUCUCUAGUGGUAUUAAUAUAUCAGUUAUGAUGGGCCUGCUGACUUUCUAUACUAUGUGGCAUGAUCUGGUUAGGCCUGACUUGCAUCAUAAAUUCAUAAUGUAGUCACUAGUCCUAUACGGUUUGCAGUUUACCAACACUUUGACCAUACCAUAUGGUGAUUAAUUGGAACACAAUGAACUAUUAAAAAAGAUCACUCGCAGUUUACCUAGUGAUGUUUCUUUCGAAAUCGUCGUAUGCCAUUUGCAACUCUUUAACGUCUGCACCUUGUAUAAUCUUCACAAUUAUUGUCCAGUUCAAAUAAGAUAUGGAAAACACUGCCAGAUGAACACCAAUGGGGAGAAACAUUGGCAAACAGUAGGCUUUUGUUUGCAUCUGUGAUAAUCCAUGACUCUUAACUCUUACUUUUAUGUGGGUGAUGCAGAUAUCAUGAAUGGCAGUUUAUUUGAAGGUGCUUCAGAUGAACGUCUUGCCUGCUGCUAAUUAUGUUGUUCUUGCAGUGUGGACCAUGUG
This is a messenger RNA of Triticum aestivum (bread wheat), 1978 nucleotides long. Its product is annotated as probable mediator of RNA polymerase II transcription subunit 19b. The transcript is spliced from 6 exons. NCBI's taxonomy places the organism in Eukaryota, Viridiplantae, Streptophyta, Magnoliopsida, Poales, Poaceae. The record is from RefSeq and is a predicted model, not a curated record. Gene Ontology annotation, biological process: positive regulation of transcription by RNA polymerase II. The coding region runs from base 298 to 909 and encodes 203 amino acids. Gene Ontology annotation, molecular function: transcription factor binding; transcription coregulator activity. Gene Ontology annotation, cellular component: mediator complex.